[Torrubiella] hemipterigena is the source of this 2121-nucleotide messenger RNA. The record is from the annotation of a GenBank genome assembly. NCBI's taxonomy places the organism in Eukaryota, Fungi, Ascomycota, Sordariomycetes, Hypocreales, Clavicipitaceae.
AUGCCUAACCACGCCGCCGCCAUGCGCCUCACCGCGGAGCUCGCGAGAGCACCCCCCGAGGGUUCGCCGCAGGCCGUACCGCUGCCCGGAUCCGAGAGGCCUGGCCGAUCGCCAAUCUACAGACACUGGCGAUUUGCCGACAAGCCGCUAUUGACGACAAUGGACCCCGACGUCCGCACGCUUCACGAUCUCUUCCAGUCUUCCGCCGACACCUUCCCGCGCAACAGAUGCCUCGGCGAGCGCAAGUGGCUGCCUGCCAAACAGGCCUGGGAUGACAAGUUCUCCUUCAUCACGUACAGCGAGGUGGCUGAGCGCCGCAAGAACUUUGGCGCCGGCCUGGUCGAGGUCCAGCAGAAGCUCGGCUUGCCCAAGGACGCAAAGGGCAUUGCGCUGUGGUCCCAGAACCGCCCGGAGUGGCAGAUUGUCGACCUGGGCUGUGCCUCGCAAGGCCUCUACACGGUUUCGCUCUACGAGACGCUGGGCCCCGAUGCCACCGAGUUUAUCCUCAACCACGCCGAGCUGACCAGCGUCGCCACGUCCAUUACCCAUAUCCCCGCCCUCCUCAAACUUGCGCCGCGUCUACCGCUGCUCAAACUGAUUGUUUGCCUUGACGAUCUGGAUGCCGGUGAGGUCGAGAGCACAACCAAGGGAGCCGUGCUGCGCCAGUUUGCGGCGGACUCCGGCAUUCACAUCUGCUCCCUCAAGGAGGUGGAACAGAUUGGCAAGGACUCGGGACGCCCGAUGAACCCAGCUCACCCUGAGGAUAUUUACACCAUCAAUUACACGUCCGGAACAACGGGCAUGCCCAAGGGCGUUGUGCUUACACACGCCGCCUGUGUGGCGUCCAACUGCGGCACCCGCAUCGGUGCCGGCGAGGGAAGCACAAACGACGUGGCCCUCUCGUACAUGCCGCUUGCGCACAUGCUGCAGCGCCUGGUUGAGCACGGCGGUUUUGCCGUGGGCGCGGCCUUUGGAUACUUUCGGGGCGACCUGACCGGUCUUCUCGACGACAUCAAGGUCCUGAAGCCCACGGGCUUCAUCUCCGUGCCUCGCCUGUUCAACCGCUUCAACUCGGCUCUUCGCCAGGCCACCAUCGACGCGGACGGCUUCAAGGGCAACCUGUCCAAGCAGGCCAUUGCCUCCAAGCUCGCCAACAUGUCGCUGCCCAUGGGCCAGGCCUACCACAGCCACUGGCUCUACGACCGCUUCUGGACGCCCAAGGUGCGCGCGGCGCUCGGUUUUCAGCGCAUCAAGGUCAUGGGCUCCGGCAGCGCGCCUCUCGAUCCCCAGGUGCAGCGCUUCCUCACGGCCGCCAUUGGCGCCCGCCUUGUCCAGGGCUACGGUCUGACUGAAAGCGCUGGUGUCGUCUCCACGCAGCUCGUCGGCGACUACUCGACCGGAAACUGUGGCCCGCCAUCCCCCAACGUCGAGAUUUGCCUCGAGAGCGUCCCGGACAUGGGCUACGAUGUCCACGACAAGCCGAACCCGCGUGGCGAGCUGCUCCUGCGCGGUCCGUCCAUCUUUACAGGCUAUCUCAAGAACGACGAGGAGAACAAAAAGGCAAUUGACGCUGACGGCUGGUUUCAUACCGGCGAUGUGGCGCUGAUUGACGAGGUUGGCCGCAUCCGCAUCAUUGACCGCAAGAAGAACAUUGUCAAGCUGGCCCAGGGCGAGUACGUGGCCCCGGAGCGCAUCGAGAACGUCUACAGCGCAAACUGCAACCUGAUUGCUAUGGCCUAUGUCCAUGGCGACAGCACCGAGUCCACGCUUGUUGGUGUCUUUGGCGUCAACCCUGAGACCUUUGCGCCCUGGGCAUCCAAGCUUGUCGGCUCGCCCAUUGCCGAGAGCGAUGUUGCGGCCCUCGAGGCGGCUGCGAAGCAUCCUACGGUCAAGACAGAGUUGCUCAAGAUCUUUGACAAGAUUGGCACAAAGGCCAAGUUUAACGGCUAUGAAAAGAUCAAGAACCUGCUGCUUGCGGUUGAGCCAUUUACGGUGGAAAACGAGCUGCUGACGCCUACGCUCAAGCUCAAGAGAGUGCAUGCUGGCAGAGCGUUCAAGGACGAAAUUGCGCAAAUGUAUGCCGAGAUUGCUGCAAAGACGCCUGCCAGAACCAAGCUAUAA